AUGGCCUUUAACUUCAACUGGUCGCCGCUCACGGCCGACGCCGAGUUCUACAAGCGCGCCCGCGAGAUGCUUACAACGGCUCUGAACAAAUCGCCGAAGCCCCCGAUCAUCGUCGAUGACAUCCUCGUUACCGAGUUCAACCUGGGCUCCGUGCCCCCCGAACUAGAAAUUCUCGAGAUUGGCGACAUAGCGGAGGAUAGAUUUCGCGGCAUCUUCAAAAUGUGCUAUUCUGGCGACGCUUUCCUGACACUGAAGACUCGGGUUCAGAUCUUCCCUGCACGCGAAAGUUUGGAGGCGAAGCUCGGUGCCGCGGCUACGGCAAUGACUUCAGCAUUGCCGCACUACAACGACCAUGCACAAUUCCAACUCCGAUACAUUCCCGAUUCAGUGCGGGCAAAUCCAUUGAAUACCUAUCUGUAUUCUAAGCCGACUUUUACAUCUCCGCAACCAUUGGCGGCGGCAUCGGGUUUGACAAUCCCGUUAUCGAUAACUUUGUCCGAAAUCAAACUUUCAGCUUUCAUUAUCCUAGUCUUCUCCAGGCAAAAAGGUCUUACCCUGGUCUUCCGCAAUGAUCCGCUCGAGUCGCUUAAGGUCUCUUCGACCUUUGAUUCGAUCCAGUUUGUGCGCGAUUAUUUGCAACGCACAAUUGAGGCCCAAUUGAGAAACCUGAUGAUGGAUGAGCUCCCUGCAAUUAUUCACCGCUUAUCUUUGCGUUUGUGGUGCCCUGACGCAGUGCCGAAGGAAGAGGAGGCGCCGAAGGAAAACACGGACGAGACCGUGGUGGACCCCCUGGCAAGCCCGCCUUUAGACCCUGUCGAUGCGAAUGGCAACCUUCUCGACGCCAAUGAUGUUUCGUCGUUGUCCCUAGAAGGCGGGCCCGAGGUCCAGUCUCUCUUCUCGCAGAAGAAUCUGCUGAGACUUGCAGCAUUGAACGACUCACACCGCACAUUCUCUCUUUUCACGCCGGGUAUCCGCGAUGUGGUGUUCCGGGCUUGGACGGGGCCUGCAGUGUCCGAACCAAGUAGCACCCCACCGACGGCAACCCCAAGCCUGUCUAAGACCAAUUCAUUCCAUGGCACGUCAACAACUUACACCUUCUCCGACACAGGUAGCGCCGCCCACGGCCACCUACCUUCCCGGCCGUCGAUGGUGAGCCUCAACUCGGCCACCACUGGACUGUCCUUGGGUGCCGGCACAAGAACAAAAUCCUAUGCUGGCCGCAAGAAGAAGACCAGAGUCGUCAACCUCCGCCGUUCCAAGAACGAAGUUGGGUCUACUCCCGAGGGUAGCGAUACCUAUUCGGAUAUGGCAUCUGACUCCGCAUCUGUGGCUGGUCCCUCAACCGAGCCUCUUAUGUCCAGCUCCAUUGCCGAGGAUCCAGAAGAGCAGGAGGCACUGGCUGAGUUGGCCAACUCCACUCCGAGCAAAGUUCGCUUCAGCCCUGUGGAGAGGCCGCAUCUACUUUCAAGACCUCCCCUGCAGCCAGAUUUCCACACUACGCCCACGGAGGUUCCAAGCGUGCCUAUCAAGCUGGAUGGUGAGCGCGAUACUGAAACCACGCCCAGGCCCCAGCCUGCGGCGGAGGCAAAAGCUUUCCCUAGUGAGAAGGGCACUGCCUCAGAUACCUCGUCUGUCUACGAGCAGGCUUGGAUCAUGAAGAUGGCUGGUGAAAUCGCUCGCCGUGUCUACGAUGAGAAGAACCGCCAGCAAAACAUGUGGGAUGAGAGGGAAGAUGUUCCCCCUCCUGCCUACGAGGCGUCCACUUAA
This is a messenger RNA of Colletotrichum truncatum, 1767 nucleotides long. Its product is annotated as mitochondrial distribution and morphology protein 34. Gene Ontology annotation, molecular function: lipid binding. Gene Ontology annotation, cellular component: ERMES complex. Gene Ontology annotation, biological process: phospholipid transport; mitochondrion organization. The record is from RefSeq and is a predicted model, not a curated record. NCBI's taxonomy places the organism in Eukaryota, Fungi, Ascomycota, Sordariomycetes, Glomerellales, Glomerellaceae.